Brassica oleracea var. oleracea is the source of this 1199-nucleotide messenger RNA. Its product is annotated as peroxidase 66. The coding region runs from base 51 to 1019 and encodes 322 amino acids. Gene Ontology annotation, molecular function: peroxidase activity; heme binding. The transcript has 3 exons. Gene Ontology annotation, cellular component: plant-type cell wall; plasmodesma. The record is from RefSeq and is a predicted model, not a curated record. Lineage: Eukaryota; Viridiplantae; Streptophyta; Magnoliopsida; Brassicales; Brassicaceae. Gene Ontology annotation, biological process: response to oxidative stress; hydrogen peroxide catabolic process.
ACUCUAAGAACAAAGAGAAGUUUUUGAGGCUUAAACACACCAAACUUAAAAUGGCAUUCUCUAAGAGACUCGUUUUGGCGAUGAUUUUUACAGUUUUUGUGAUAGCUAAGCCCUCAGAAGCUGCUCUUAAUGCUCAUUACUAUGACCGAUCGUGCCCUGCUGCCGAGAAAAUCAUACUUGAAACUGUUCAGAAGGCUAUCUUGCAUGAUCCCAAAGUGCCUGCUCGUCUCCUCAGAAUGUUCUUCCACGACUGCUUCAUCAGGGGGUGUGAUGCGUCUAUUCUACUAGAUUCGGCCAAGUCAAACCAAGCUGAGAAGGACGGCCCACCAAACAUUUCGGUACGAUCAUUUUACGUGAUUGAUAAUGCUAAGACAAAGCUUGAAAAGGUUUGUCCACGUACCGUGUCUUGCGCCGACGUGAUCGCCAUCGCAGCUAGAGAUGUCGUCACCUUGUCCGGUGGUCCUUACUGGAGCGUACUAAAAGGGCGAAAAGAUGGGAGAAUGUCGCGAGCCAACGAGACAAUCAAUCUCCCAGGACCAACAUUCAACGUGUCUCAACUGAUCCAGAGCUUUGCAGCAAGAGGCUUGUCAGUGAAAGACAUGGUUACACUCUCUGGCGGCCACACAAUAGGAUUCUCUCAUUGUUCUUCUUUCGAGGCACGUCUUCAUAACUUCAGCAAGUUCCAUGACAUUGAUCCUUCAAUGAACUUUGCAUUUGCGCAAAGCCUGAAGAAGAAAUGUCCGAUAUCUAACAACCGAGGCAAGAACGCAGGGACUUUCUUGGACUCUACGACCUCGGUUUUUGAUAACGAUUACUACAAGCAGAUACUGUCAAGAAAAGGUGUGUUUGGGUCUGAUCAGGCGCUUCUAGGAGAGUACCGGACUAGGUGGAUCGUUGAGACGUAUGCUCGAGACCAGAAGGCCUUCUUCAGAGAGUUUGCAACUUCCAUGGUGAAACUUGGGAACUUUGGUGUCAAGGAGACAGGAGAAGUGAGACUCAACCCUCGAUUCGUCAAUUAAAAAAAGUCUACAGAAAAUAUAUGCAACAGAGAGUUUUCAUUUCUGAAAGUUUGAUUUCAUUUGUAUUUCAUAUAAUAAUGUAUUAUUAAUAGCAUUAUAGUUCCCUAUGAGUUGCAGCGUUUGCUCGACAUGUAAACUUGUUCUGCUUCAGUGAACUUAAAGUUAUAUGCACCAGCUUAA